Molecule: messenger RNA, 2256 nt
Organism: Penicillium soppii
Lineage: Eukaryota; Fungi; Ascomycota; Eurotiomycetes; Eurotiales; Aspergillaceae
Exons: 1
Coding region: 1-2256 (751 amino acids)
Source: RefSeq, a predicted model, not a curated record
AUGAACGAAAGCGUUCCAGCGGCGCAACCCGUCUCUCGGAAGUUCUCUCGAUACCGUGCCGCGCGAGGUGCCGGAGAAGUCGAAAUGGCCCCAUCCCCCGCCCUAGUCAGUAGCAGCGAGCAGAAUCCCUCGAUCGCUAGGAGCAGAUCCCGAUACCGUCGCAAUCGACCACAAAAUGCAAGCGGCCAACCUCCCACACCCGCGAUCGCGGACCACGCGCGAACUCCACCGCGGCAGCACGAGACGAGAGAAAGUCCCAGUGUUGCGAAACAGGAAGAUGGCGAGGCGCGAGCGCGUGAGAUGCAUCGACAAGAUGCGAUGCAUCAGUUGACCGGGGGGGACGAAUCCCAGCAGAUUCGGCGGCCUGAGGUGUCUGCGCAAGAUCGUGCGCCCCCGCACAAGGAAGCGCGACUGAGGCAGCGGGCUGAUCCUGCCCAUCCACCGCGUAGUGCCCAGUCCGGCGAUGCCAGUCGGAAAUCUUUCUUUCAAAAAGUCAAUUCAAAAGUCAGGGAUCAUGUUAAAAAGAGCGAGUCGGUGCCAAAGUUCAUCGGUGUGGGUGGGACCGGUGUAGUGCCGGGCCUUGACGCGCCUGUCAGCGCCGUUAAUGCAGGAGAGCGCCAGGCUUCUGUUAAAUAUAAGGACGCUACAGCGAAUCUUACUAUUACGCCGUCAACGCAAGUUAGAGAUCUGUUGUUAGAUGCCGCGGCGCAUUUAUCGCGAGACAUCGAUGCCGACAGGUUCAUCCUCAUGGAGUCUUUCUCUCAGGUUGGCCUUGAGCGCCCCCUCCGUCGCUACGAGCAUAUCCGGGAAGUGAUGAACUCUUGGUCGCACGAUUCGGAAAAUCGAUUCAUAAUCAUUCCUCCUUCCAGCGUGGAAGCACUAGCUCAGCUCGACGCAGCACAUGCCCCUGCUGAGCAGCCGCCCCUAGUUACUGUGCAUAUCUACCAUUCGCAGCAUCCUCGCAAGUGGGACAAGCGUUACGUCACAUUACGUGCGGAUGGACAGGUGACAGUCUCAAAAAAAGAGGGCUCCAAGGAACAGACGAAUAUCUGCCACUUGUCCGACUUUGACAUCUACUUCCCCAGCGCUAAGGCUUUGAACAAAGACGUCAAGCCCCCGAAAAAGCUGUGCUUUGCUAUUAAAAGCCAGCAAAAAUCAUCGAUGUUUUUAUCAACUGAAAACUUCUUGCACUUUUUCUCGACCAACGACAAGGCUAUUGCAGACAAGUGGUAUCGAUCAGUACAGAAGUGGAGGAGCUGGUAUCUUGUGAACAAGCUGGGAGCGUGCCAGAAAUCAGAGGCCGAAGCACCACUCAAGCGCUCUGGAACGAAGAGAUCAAGCAAUCAGCCGAGAAGCCUGCAUCACGACGUUCCACUUUUGGACCAAAUGAGCUCAAAUGAUUCACCCAAACGUGCAAGCAUUGACCAACAAAGACCAACAAGUUCCAAGGAUCCGGUUACUAGAAAGAAGACCCAACGUGGUCACGCACCUCCGCCGUCUUCUUACCCCCGCGCCCUAGCAGUCAACACGGAUAUCGAUGGGCCUUUCACCGACAAGGAGGCACUAGUCUCGGGCAUCUCGCCCGCAGAAGUCGAAGCUUCCACCUUUUCUCCCUCAGGACUUUUGGGCCGCACCUAUACCCAACGACAAACGGCGAUGCGCGAACGAGAUGACCGUGAAAAGCGAGUCAACCAAGAAGCUUUCACAGGCACCGGUCUCAUGAACGGUUCUGGCCCUGCCUACGACUCAAACCCAAACAGCCGAACAAACACCAUGACCCGAGCCCCCGAUGUAUCAGCAUUCAACCGCACUCUCUCCCUCAGCCAAAAGCCUCUAGUUGAUCUGACCCCUGUCUACGCCGAACCACCCCAACACAGCCGCAAAGGCAAAGGACACGGCGUUAAAGUCCAGCCCGGCAUGCAACUCAUCGACGGAGCAACCGGUCCCGAAUUGACGCAGGGUGCAAUUCCCAUCCCGCCAUCCACUUCCUGGCGACGAACAGAUGUCCCUCAGCGCCGCAACACGACCCGUAGCGUGCACCAACCAAAUACUUACGCGAGCCCAACGGAAGGAGCUCCAAUGUCUCCCAACUUCACGCCGAAUAGCCUGCUCGCGCAUUCCGCUAGCACGGCUACCCCGCGGAAACAGCGGACUGGCCAUGGCGUUGCUACGGGUGAUCGAAAUGCUGCGAAACCAUUGCUGGAUAUGGCCCCCGAAAACCCAUUCGCAGAUGGUAGUUUGCUACGGCAGCUGUGA